AUGCCGUGAGGACACUCAGGCAGGUUAUGGAGCAACGAACUAAGUUCUCCACCCAACAGCUUGUAAGGAACUGAGGCCUUACAAGGCAGGCUAUGGAGCAGCCCCCUUAGCGAGGAACCAAGUUCUCCAUCCAACAGUUUGUAAGGAACUGAGGCCUUACAAGGCAGGCUAUGGAGCAGCCCCCUUAGUGAGGAACCAAGUUCUCCAUCCAGCAGCUUGUAAGGAACUGAGGCCUGCUCCCAACACCUUAUGUGAGUGAGUUUCUAUUCCUCAGUCCCAGUUGGGCCUCGAGAUGACGGCAGCCCUGGCUGACGGCUUGAUUACAUCCUCAUGAGAGACCCUGAGCCAGAAGCACCCAGCUGGGCCAUUUCCAGAUUCCUGACCAACAAAAACCGAGAGCCAUGGGUUACUACAGGAAAUAUGCAGCUGUCAUUCUGGCCACAUUGUCUGUGUUUCUGCAUAUUCUCCAUUCCUUUCCUGAUGGAGAGUUUACAAUGCAGGGUUGUCCAGAAUGCAAGCUAAAGGAAAACAGAUACUUCUCCAAGCUGGGUGCCCCGAUUUAUCAGUGUAUGGGCUGCUGCUUCUCCAGAGCAUAUCCCACUCCAGCGAGGUCCAAGAAGACAAUGUUGGUUCCAAAGAACAUCACCUCAGAGGCUACAUGCUGUGUGGCCAAAGCAUUUACCAAGGCCACUGUAAUGGGAAAUGCCAAAGUGGAGAACCACACAGAAUGCCACUGCAGUACUUGUUAUUAUCAUAAAUCUUAAAUAUUUUAUAAAGUGCUGUGUUGAUGAUUGCUGAUUUCCUGGAAUAGAAAAUUAAGUUGUUCAGUGUUUAUGGUCUUGUGAGAUAAAACCCUCCUUUUCCUUACUAUGCCACUUUUGACAUGCUUCAAGGAUGUAUUGCAGCUCUAUUGCCUUUUUCCUUAUCCUACAGCAUAAUCAGCAGUUUAGCUCUUUUCAUUUGGAAUGAAAUACAGCAUUUAGCAUGACCAUAAAAAGCUGCUCUCCUGGAA
Molecule: messenger RNA, 1012 nt
Organism: Choloepus didactylus (southern two-toed sloth)
Lineage: Eukaryota; Metazoa; Chordata; Mammalia; Pilosa; Megalonychidae
Gene: CGA
Product: glycoprotein hormones, alpha polypeptide
Exons: 4
Coding region: 402-764 (120 amino acids)
Biological process (GO): thyroid hormone generation; positive regulation of steroid biosynthetic process
Cellular component (GO): follicle-stimulating hormone complex; extracellular region
Molecular function (GO): follicle-stimulating hormone activity
Source: RefSeq, a predicted model, not a curated record